Myotis davidii is the source of this 953-nucleotide messenger RNA. RefSeq names its product polymerase (DNA-directed), delta 4, accessory subunit (gene POLD4). Gene Ontology annotation, cellular component: delta DNA polymerase complex. Lineage: Eukaryota; Metazoa; Chordata; Mammalia; Chiroptera; Vespertilionidae. The transcript has 4 exons. The coding region runs from base 222 to 671 and encodes 149 amino acids. The record is from RefSeq and is a predicted model, not a curated record. Gene Ontology annotation, biological process: DNA-templated DNA replication; DNA synthesis involved in DNA repair. Gene Ontology annotation, molecular function: DNA-directed DNA polymerase activity.
UCUUUGAUGUUUGCGUGCUUGAGGGCUAGGGGAGAGACGUCAUUCCCUGGAACCUGCGGACUUCCUCUCUGCUUGUCUGGUCCUUCUGUCUGCCGGUUGCUGGUCCCAGGCUCGCUCUCUGGCCCAGCCCUCUGUCAUCUCAGCAGCUGUCUUUCUCGUGCCCGCUGGCCUGUCUCUCUCCUUCCCUGCAAUCGCCUUCUCCGCCUGCCUGGGUGGCCGCCAUGGGCCGGAAGCGGCUCAUCACUGACUCCUACCCAGUAGUGAAGAGAAGGGAGGGCCCCGCUGGACACAGCAAGGGGGAGCUGGCAACAGAGCUAGAGGAAGAGAUCCAGCCCCUGAGCGUGGAUGAAGUGGAGCUGGAGCUGCUGAGGCAGUUUGACCUGGCCUGGCAGUACGGGCCCUGCACAGGGAUCACAAGGCUGCAGCGCUGGCAUCGGGCAGAGCAGAUGGGCUUGGAGCCUCCCCCAGAAGUGUAUCAGUCUCUGGCAUCUCUAUCCCCUUUGAGGUCCCACCGAAGGUCUCCUGCUCGCUACCCAAGAACCUCAGGACACAGCAAGAGCCAGUUACUGCCUCUCAGCUCAGCCCUGCUGUGGAGGACGUUGCAGGAAGGAGUCUUGCAGAGAAGAAAAGAGACUAAAUCUGGAAGUCUCCAUGCUCAGCCCUCCAUCUAACCAGCAGAGCCCCUCUGAGAGCCGAGGAGCACUUCCUGCAUUGGUGGUGGUCUCUGAGGACAAGGACCUGGACACGACCAUUCUGAUGCCUGCCAUUCACCUCCUUGACCUGAACACUGUGAUCCUGGGGAUGCUGUAGAAUUUAGGCACAGUCUUGGCAGAACAGACUUAGCAGACGUACUUCCUGCCUAGGGCUAGGAAUCUGAGGAUAGGACUGGCUAAGCUUACAGGGCAAGGGGUUCACUAAUGCUUAUCAAUAAAUAACACAGCCUGGCACCCUAA